GCUGCGGGCGCUGCGCCGCCGUCGCUACGUUGUAUCUUCCGUGUCUUUCCUGGGCGAGUGAGUGGGAGUUUCCUGCCUUUCGAAGGCAGGUGGCGGCGGCUCUCCUUGGCAUUGAUAAGGGCCGGCCGAGGCGGGCGGGAGCGCGCUUUGGUUGCUCCUGCUUGUUUUCUCUCCCGAGCGUCAAGGCGGCCGCUGGAGAGCAGCAGGCAGCAAAUCCCGCGCGGCCUCCGCCUGGCGGCCAGGCUUUCCGGACGCGGCUCGUCUCCCUUCUGCUUCUUCGGCUGGGGCUGCUCUGCCUCCACCAUGUCUGCAGCCGCGGGCGGCGAGGCGGCGGGGACUCCCAAGGCGCUGCCUUCCUCCGGCCCCAAGUCUCUGCGGGACAUGCCGCACCCGCUGGCCGCCUCUAGCAGCGAGGAGGCGGACGCGGAGCUUACGCCCAGCCCGGACUUGCAGCUGCCUCGCAGCAUCGCCGAGAAGGAUCUCAGUUUGCCCAAUGGUACUCCUGUGGACACUUCUAGCCCGGCCUCUUCCUCCUCACUUCUCAACAGACUGCAGCUGGAUGAUGAUUUGGAUGGUGAGAUGAGAGACCUCUUUGUCACUGUGGAUGAUCCAAAAAAACAUGUCUGUACAAUGGAAACCUACAUCACAUACAGGGUCACAACAAAGACCACACGAGCAGAGUUUGACUUGCCAGAGUAUUCCAUGCGCCGGCGAUACCAGGAUUUUGAUUGGCUGAGGAAUAAACUGGAGGAAUCUCAACCAACUCAUCUCAUUCCCCCACUUCCAGAGAAGUUUGUAGUAAAAGGAGUUGUUGACCGCUUUUCAGAAGAAUUUGUUGAGACGAGGAGGAAGGCUUUGGAUAAAUUCUUGAAAAGGAUUGCUGAUCAUCCAGUACUUUCAUUCAAUGAACAUUUCCAUGUGUUUCUUACUGCCAAAGAUCUUAAUGCUUAUAAAAAACAAGGAAUGGCCUUGCUUUCAAAGAUGGGGGAGUCUGUAAAAUAUGUUACAGGAAGCUAUAAAUUAAGGAGUCGACCGUUGGAGUUCGCAGCCAUUGGUGACUAUCUAGAUACAUUUUCUCUGAAGCUUGGAACUGUGGAUAGAAUAGCACAGCGGAUUAUCAAGGAAGAAGUGGAAUACCUGGUGGAACUUCGAGAGUAUGGUCCUGUGUACUCUACCUGGAGUGGGUUAGAAAGGGAGCUGUCGGAACCCCUUGAAGGGGUGUCUGCCUGUGUGGGGAACUGCUGUACAGCGCUCGAAGAACUGAGUGAAGAUAUGACUGAGGACUUCCUGCCUGUUCUAAGAGAGUACAGUCUAUAUGCAGAGUCCAUGAAGAAUGUCUUGAAGAAGAGAGAUCAAGUUCAAGCAGAAUAUGAAGCCAAGCUGGAAGCUGUGGUCCUAAAAAGAGAAGAUCGCCCCAAGAUGCCCACAGAUGUUGAAAAGUGUCAGGACCGGGUGGAAUGCUUCAAUGCAGAUCUGAAGGCAGAUAUGGAAAGAUGGCAGAACAAUAAGCGACAAGACUUUAGGCAGCUACUGAUGGGAAUGGCAGAUAAAAACAUCCAAUAUUAUGAGAAGUGCCUUAUGGCGUGGGAGUCUAUUAUACCACUAUUGCAAGAUAAGCCUGAGACCAAAUAAGAAGCCACAUCUUUUCCACCCUCCCCUUCCCCACAAUGGACCUCUGACCAAGUGCAGGUACCACUAAACAUAUUGGAGAUACGCUAUGCACAAUGUGGUGUGACAUUCUUGUGGGUUUUUUGCCUGGAGAAACACCACCUGUGCUGAAUCUUUCAAGAACAACUUGAAAACACUUUGGAACUCUAAAUCUUUUUUUGCCGCCUUUUUUUAUUAAACCGUCUGAGGUGACCUUGAACACUUUUGCUAGGAGGCAAUCCUUGGCAAACAGCAGCCAAAAAACCAGACUCAUUCUCCUCUUGGAUCACUUAUUGAAUGAAGUUGAUGAGUGGAACACUAAAACAAUAAUAAUAAACAACUCUGAAAUGCAAGAUGCCAACAUGACAUCUUUAUUGUUCUCCCUCUUUCUUAGCCAAGCAAGGGGUGGUUGAUCAUGGAACAGCAGCAGUUUUCUCUUUGAAACUACUUGGGUUUUUCCCCUCUUCAGGUGUGGAAAGGUAAUAUGGCUGGUGGAGGAUACCCGCUUGAUUAUGUAAGCUCUCUGAAUUGAUCUGGGCUUUUGUAGGGAGGUGGGCUUAAGAGUGAGGGUGGGUGUUGGUGUGGUCUUGUAGAAUGUCCUAGAAACUCAGUAGAAUGUUCAUGAGGUAAACUUGUUGUGUGGCAUGUAGUCCAUGUUCUGCAGCGUUUCUAGUCAUCUUUUGAGGUCAAGCGUCGUGGUUUGUAAGACAAAGUUAAAUAUGUGCAAAGCCAAAAACUGUGGCAUAACAUGCAAGGAUGUCCAGUGAUAUGAAAAGGGAGGAGGGAAUGAAUGGAUUUGGCUCAUACUCACAAUGAAUUAAAUCAUGGUCCGAUCAACUGGUCCAGGGUCAAAUAUGUACAAAGCGUUAUUCAUUUUUAUUUUUUAAAAAACAAUUUAAAGUUUUUUGGAAAUGGAAGAAGUCUUUUGUAUUGUAGGAUAAAUUUUGGUCAUACCAAAUGUAUAAUACACUUUCACCUCAGCCCUUGUUUUAACUGUAGAAAUUGUCCUAAACAUUUAUUUGGGGGAGGGGGGACGCAGAGGUUAGAAAAGCAAGUCCUAUUUACAUAUAUUAGUCCAUACAAGAAAUAGUCCCAUAUUCCUUGUAUGUACCCACACUGAAACGAGUCCAGCAUGUCACAUUUUAGGAAUGAGGAGGGAAAGCAAUUUCUCAUGAAUUGCUUUUCUUUCCUAAACAUAUUGGCAUUAAUGCUGCAAGCUCUUGGAACAGCCUCUUGCAUUUUUAUGUAUUCAGAUAUUUUCUGUUACAUUAAAAAAAAAAAAAAAAAGAGCCCAGACAAUUUGGCCGUUCGUGAACAUAAUAAUUCUUUUCUUGGGGAAGAAGGGAUAACAGAAUUGAUGAUGAUCCAUCUGGUCUGCUUAGCAUUCCUUAACCUGAUGGUUGCAUGAGACACUUUUUAUUAUGAAUGGGGCUUUGCUUUUCAGUAACGUUAGAAAUAUGGUUUGUUUCACACCACCACUGCUACUGAGUGUUCACUUCUGCUUAGAAUGUUUUAAAUGGUUAAAAGAUAAGCACCAUGCAUGACAGAUAAUUUAUAUUUUAUAUACCUGUUCUUUUUCCCUAUCAGUAUUUCAUGCCAGCCUCUCAGAGUUUGAAAAGCGAUGUAGAGGAAACUGCUCAAAAGAGACUACUAACUAACCAUCAUUAGCUUUCUGUACAUUGCUCCAAACUGUGCUUACAAUUUCUAGCACUACUGAAUUGUGAAACUUCAUUAAUUCACUGCAGUUAGCAAAAUUAACUUGAUGCAUUUUUCCUGUGUGAAUUUCUGAACAUUUUUUUCCGGGAUGUACAUUGGAGAAACACUACAAACUGUUGCCCGAAGGAAUUUUAUUUGCUUAAAUCAUGAGGUUUUGUAGAUGUUUGAUUAAGUUCGCAUCUGGAUAAACAUAGUUCCAAAGGAGAAAAACAUACUUUUGUUUUUAGAUGUAUGUGUGUGUCACAAUAAAAGGGACAUUUCCUCUUGUGAAAGAGAAGAGGAAAUCUGUCCAAGGGUCAAACUAGACAUCACACAGGAAAUGUGUGUGCACACUCCUGAUUGGGACUGGGGACGGGAUGACAUGUUACUGGAAACCAGUCUCUGAGAGUGUGAUCAGUUGGGUGAGUAGCAAGGGGAGAAGCUCCUCCUUCCUGCUUACCAUUCAUCCUCUUCUCCCAUCAGGCAACUAGUUCCCCUACCCAUGGGGGGAAAUGGUCUAGGUUCUGUGUGUUCCAUGGCUGCACAGGAAGGUGCUUAUAUCAAGUCAGACCACUGGUCCAUCUUAGCUCAGUACUGACUGGCAGCAGCUCUCCAGGGAGGUGCCAGGGAUUGAACUUGGGACCUUCUGCAUGCAAAGCAGAUGCUCUUCCACUGUGCUACAGGCCCAUCCCCUGUCUGUCUUCUGCAGGGAGACCAACAGCUUCUUGAGAGCGAUUUUGAGCAGACUAACAGCUGGAGGGGAGAGCGGUCUGCUUAAGCUGGUAGCCUCCGACGGCUGCUUCCCCCACUCCCCAUUUCUAUAAGUACCUGGAGCUUACUAAGACAGCAGGCUUUACUACAGGUUUUCUGCAAGGCUUUACUGCGAGUUGAAAGUUGCCCCAAAAACCAACACAAAAAGUGGAUUUUUUUUACCCUGGAUAUAAAUUUGGCUACACUCUAACACACGAUGAAAAACCCGAAUUGUGUGUGAAGUGUUACCUGAUAGCUUGCAGGAACCGUGGGGUAAAUUUGGCCAAUAUGUGAAUGUACCCCCUCCGUUCUGGAGGAGAUGUGAGAGAAAAGCCAGCUGUGAAAAACUCCCUCGAGGUUUUACACACGGGGCUUAUACCCCGAAUCUCAUUCGGGAGAGUGUGUGCGCAUUCACACACCAGCCAAACUUACCCCGAAUGCCCGUCGAGAUCCUUGGACCCACCCCCCACACAAAUCAGGCUUUGUCUUGCAAAUUCUAACUUAUGUUUGGGUUUUUAAAAUGCUGUGUUUUUAAGCUGCAUUUCCUGAAAAAGCUGGAGCAAACCAGGGAGAGGCGCUGACAUAAAAUCAUUAGCAUGAUAAGAGCACGCUCUCUUCACAAAUGCAGAUCAAUCUCUGCAGGGAACUCCCCCCCCAGAGGGGAGGGGCUGCUUCCUUCAAUGCGUGGCUUCAAUCCACAUUUAACCCGAAGCCAGGUGUGAAUAACUCCCUGGAAAGGUCUUGGGUCUCCUGUGUAAUGCCUAGCUUGGCCUUAAGAUGGCGCCCAUUAUCCAUAUAUUUAGUUAGUGCUUAAAUCAAAUCGUUCCAUUCUUUAUCUUAACAAAUCUGCUUCCCAUUUAAUCAUUUGCCUUUUUAGUCUAGUGGCAGUUUUAUUAUUAAUCCAUCUGAUUAACUGAAUUAGCAACUUUGUUCUUUCUGUGCAGCACAGUUUUCCAUGAAAUGAAAUCUUCUAGCGUUGUCUCUUUGACCUUGUUAAUGGAGGGGUAUGAUGCCUCAGUUCAGUGGUGGUGCUGUAAAAUAUCUCAGAUUUGAAAGUAGGUUGGUUAAGCUUGCCAUACUAUGCACAGCUGGAUUUGAGGGUCAACCCAGAUAUGAUGCUGAGUGUGUCCCUUGUGCUUUGGGGCUGCUUAAUGAAAAUAGUAGGGGAAGGCUGCCAGUUGGGAGAAGUUGGGAGAAGACACUUAACCCCCCAUGUCAUCCUUUUCCUGACAAAAAUGGACUAUCUUCUUCCUGGAAGACCAGGAGAGAAGCUUCCUUCUUGGGGCUUAUAGCAAAUGGAAGUUUCCCUUUCUCCCUUGUAGCAAAGGUAGUCUGUUUUCACGGAGACAAGAGAAGGCUGACUGCUCCCUCUUCACAGCCCUGAUCCUGAUUGGUGCGCCCUUCCUGCAGCUUGCUGUUAAGGGGGAAAUGCAAAUACAAAUGACCAUGUUUAGCAUCAUGUCUGGUUUGCCAAUGAGCUCAGUGGGAGUCUUCCUUAGAUAGAAUCUUUAUCAGGCAUAAUUGGUCUCUCAGAUGUCGACUUCCUUUGCUCUGAAGUAAUUGGUAGGAGUGGUUGAGGGGGUAUUGGGCAGCUUGUACGUCUACUGUAAUAUUCCCCCACCCCAAUGCAUAUAUGGGUCAGAACAACUUGGGAACUAAAGACAUUUCUCCCCAAACAAUCUAAUUGUAUUUAUUCUCCCCCUUUUAAGAUUUUCUUAGUUCUUUGAAAGUUAUAGUAAUGGUUCUGAGACAGAGCUGUGAAUUGGGAGGUCCCCAGUUGGAAUCUCAUGUCUGCCAUGGACUCCAUAGUUGACCUUGGGCAAGCUGUGACCUCUCCAUCCUCUUCCCCCAUCUGUAAUGUGUAAUAUGCUGACCUACCUUAUGCUAUUUCAGUUUUAUUUAUAAAUGACCUGGUAUCUGAAAUUGCUGUAUGAAUGCUGAGUGUGGGGGUGGGUUUUUGAGAGAGGAAGCAAUUUUUUUUUUAAAAAAGACCUAUCUAAUUAUACACUUUCUUUUGCUUUGUAGGGGGGAGUUUAACUUAAUUUAAAGGGCAAUUUUGUAGUCCUCCCCAAAGAAGCCCCCUCUUCCCAGUUAUCAUCUAUUCCAAAGAAGCUUUCAUCCCCAACUAGCUUUUUUUUAAGGGCUUGCAACAGACUCUCUGCAAGCAACAAAUAGUUCAUUGGGGGAUAGUUCUCAUUUCAUUCAUCUGUAAGUAAAAGUUCAUAUUCGUUAUCACUCUGAACUAGUGACUCUUAAAGAGAAAUUUACAAAUGUAACCACCGGUGCUUGAUGCAUCAAGCAAUAACUUUGUUCUUCUGUCUACUUAUUUGCUGGAUCAAGAAUAUCUAGUAACCUCUCAAUAUUGCAAUUGGAUUACCAUAUUUGCAAGGGUUGGUUUUAGGAACACGAAUUCAGAUAUUACUCAGGCUGUUCAAAGAUCAUCUUUAAUUUCCCACAACUUGCUAUGUUUGUCCUGUCAGUACAAUCCACGAGUAGCUCACCUGAACUAAAUUGAAUGGUUCAGUUUAAACCACCAGAUUGUGAUGGAAUGGUGGGGGGGAAGUAUCUCUGGAAUGGAACUAUCCGAUCCUAAUUUCUCUUGAAUAGCUAAAAUGUAAACAUUCUGUACAGCCAGUAUCCAUGUUGCCGCGACACCUCAGCUUUAAUGUGGUGAAUUUUUCCCACACUUCAUAAUAAAAAUGGAUGUUAAGAUGCAUGAAAAAAUGCAUUCACAAAACUUAAUGAGAUUAUGAUUUAAUGUAUUGUCCCAAAUGGAUAAAUGGGAACUUAAAAGGCAGAGUUGGUUAUAUCUACUCUUAUUCAAAUCUCUUUAAAAAACCCAGCCCUUCCCGCUUCAAAUUUGGCAUUUUAAACCUGCAGCAGAGCACAGCAGGUAGGCGCCAUCCUUUCCUUGUCCUACAGUUGGAAUGGAAGGUGUUGUGUACAUGAGGCUGAAGAUGUGGAGCUUUAUAGAGAAGUGGCUGUGUGACGUGCAUUUGAGGGGAUCUAUAUGCACAUCUAUCAGACAGAUGGCCCAGCCAAUUUAAUUCUCUCAUCUGCAAUAGGUGGUCAGCAUUAUUGAGUCUAGGCUCCCACCCAUCCCAGCGAUUGGUGAUGACAUCUGGUUGCACCAGCCAUCUCUUAUGUACUUAUCCAGCAGUACACAUACAAUCCACUGCAGUGCGCACAGCCUAUUGGUCCAUGCUCAAGUUUGUCUUUGUAUGUAAUUAACCAAGCUUUGAAAGGAGUGGGGCCUUCAUGUUGUGGGAUAUCAAUUUUAUUUCAGAUUAUUAAACUUGCUUAGGCUCUCUUAGCAAGCACUUUUGAUCCCAUAAACUAUAUUGGCAUAUGACUUUUGGAUCACUUAAAUAAUUUUACUGUCUAUCCCAAAUACUUACUGCUCUAUCCAAAUACUUCAAAUGGCUAUAGAUCAACCAGCUUGUUCCUGGUGGUUUUUGACAAGGCUUUUCUUAUUCUGAACAAAUGAGGGUCUCUUUCUGAAAGAGAAUGUUUCUAAAUACUGCAAACUAGUGCUAGUGCUUUUGCCAAAUAUUUUUGUAAAUAUUAAAUGGGGAUGUGUGUUUUUUGUUUUUGAAGGCAUAUGUAAAUGUUAAACAUUUUCAGGCACUUUAACUUUGUACGGUGAGUGGUAAAAUGCCUCUCCAAAUGCUGGUUUUAGGUAUCAGGCAGUUUUAGGCAAACAUUCUUCACCUAGCCCAUUUUGCACUCUCACAACUAACCUUGAAUAUGGUAAUCCCAAAGUUACUGGUUCAACAUAGCUGGAGGGGCAGUGGUUUAGUAAUUCCCAUGCUUGUCCCAAAGUUUUUUCCAAGGAAGAUGUUCUGCAGCCCCCAUCUGCCCAUGGAGUCCAAUCUGAAGGUAAAAAAUAGAGCCCUUUGGCAUCUUUACAUAUGAGGCAUCACUGCUCAAAUAUAAUUUGUAAUGCAAAUGUGAAGGGUACAUUGGCCAGAAUAGGAAUUCGCAUUAAAAAUGCUUCUCUUGAUCUACAUCAGCAAUGGUAACAUGUGCUUUGCUUUAAAAAAUAAAAAUAAAAAAUGAGCAGGUGCUCUGUGAUUUUAAGGUUCAUCUCUGAAAAUGCCUUUUUGUCUGGAUAGGGACAGAUGAAUUAUCAGCAGCACAGCUGUGAAGCUGGUUCAUGCUGCACUUGCCACACAAAGAGCCAACCUCUGCUUGGUUGAGAAUUCUGCAGGUUCCCUACAGACAGUUGCGGAAAGCUGGGGGAGCUUACCUGAGGGUGAAAGAUGCUACUGCCCAGCAUGCCUAUGGGUGGGAUGUGUGUAUCUACUCCACUUAUCUUGCACAGCUCAUAAGGAAAAGAGAGAAGCCUGCUAGACAGCAGCAUCCCUUUCCCUCCACUGGAUCAGGCCAAUAUAGCUGGGCUCUGAGCCACACAAAGAUGUGAAGAGAGCUGUGAGAACAGUAUAAUUUUAUUUGUGAAGUUCCCCAUGAACUUAGGCUGUCUCUCAGGCUUUCUCUCAUUCUGUGUUUUCACUUGCUGUGGUAAAAGAGAUUCCUCUCAGCCUAUAAUGUCAAACUGAAUCCCUCCCUCUCCUCCCCUUGCAUUUGUGCACCGAAUUGAACAGUGUUUACACUGCAAAGGGGCUUGCUGAAGAUGUCCCUCUCCAAUUGCUCUCCUUGCAACAUCCACCAUCUGCCUCGAAGCAUCUGGAAAUGCACGUCACUCUUUUUCCCCUUGUUGGGCAUUGUAAAUACUGGCUGCCAUACUGCACAAAGGGAUGUGGGUGUUCUCAACACAGCCUGUGUCCCUAUGCACUUGUCAACACCUGAGAUGGGGUUGUGCCACAGGGCUUGGCGAUAAGGGCUCAGUGCACAGAGUUGCGUGCUGUCCAUUGGAAGCAAUGGGUGGCACAGCGAACAACUCCAUUCAUGUUCAAGGGAACAACUCCCUUGCUGCUGAGCACUGCUGCCCCUGCAGGGGCCUGGGUGCUGCUCAUGCCCUCUUGCACAGGCUGUCAGCUACUGAUGCACAAAAACCCCUUGCCAUAUGGUCUGGCUCUAACUGUUCAGGGAGGUUAUCAGUUGCAUGGAGGGGGGUAACAGGCUACCUGUGCUGUGAAAUGGAUUCUGCAGCUCAUCUGCUAGAGAACUAUAAGAAGCUAAGUGUGAUGGAGCUUAUCUCAAAAGUGUCCUAAUGAGACUUAAAGCCUGUGCCACACUGCAUGGAUUAUAUAUUUGUGAAGAACUAUACCUUUUUUUGUUGUUACCAUCCUGCCUUCCUCAUUUUUUUCAUUUCCAAAAUGAAAGCAGCAUUAGUAGUAAGUUGUUGGGUUUUAGCUACAGUACACAGACCAAAAUGACAAUUUUAAGAUAAGUAACUGCAGUAACUGCAACACACAAACAGAGCUAGCCUAAAUAAACUGGAUGUUCAGGGUGGCCAACCUGAGAUUCUCCAGCUGCUGGGUUACAACUUGCAUCAUUUGCAGCUGGGGCUGAUAUACAGCAUGAAUUCACAUGUGUACAAAAACUCAGCCCUCCUCCUGCACCCAUGUCUAGUUCACAAGACAGAUCAAGCACAAGGUUUUGUUUGUUUUGGCCUUGGGAUACAAGGCAGAAAUCCACAAAGAAGUUAUCCAGUCCUACUGAACAUAAGCACAGUCUGCAUGAUCAGGCCCAAGGCCUAUCUAAUCCAAUAUCCUGUUUCACACAGUGGCCCACCAGAUGCCUCUGGGAAGCCCACAGGCAAGAAGUGAGGGCAUGCCCUCUCUCCUGCUGUUGCUCCCCUGCAACUGAUAUUGAGAGGCAUCUUGCCUCUGAGGCUGGAGGUGGCCUAUAGCCCUCACUAGUAGCCAUUGAUAGAUUUGUCCAUGAAUUUGUCUAAGCCCCUCCUAAAGCCACCCAGGCUAUUGGCUGUCACCACAUAUUGUGGUAGAUAAUUCCAUAGAUUAAUUUUGUGCAGUGUGAAAAUGUACUUCCUUUUCUCAGUCUCAAAUUUCCUGACCUUCAGUUUCAUGGGAUGACCCCUGGUUCUAGGGCAGUGAUUCUCAAAAUUGGGUCCUCAGGUGUUAUUGGACUUCAACUCCCAUAAUCCCCAACCAAAGGCCACUAAGGCUGGGGAUUAUGGGAGUUGAAGUCCAAUAACACCUGAGGACCCAAGUUUGAGAAUCCCUGUUCUAGGGUUAUGAGAGGGAAAAAUUCUAUCUCUCUUUCUCUCCACACUGUGCAUACUUUUAUAGACCUCUGUCAUGUUGCCUCUCGGUCAUUUAAAAACAAACAAACAAAAAACAAAACUAAAAUGCCCAAGUGUUGCAGCCUUACCUCAUAAGGAAGGUGCUCUAGGCCCCCAAUCACCUUGGUUGCCAUCUUCUGCACCUUCUCCUCUUGUAUAAUGCCCUCUUUUGAGGUGUGGUGACCAGAACUGUACACAGUACUCCAAAUAUGGCUGCAUCAUAGAUUUGUAUAAGGGCAUUAUAUUAGCAGUUUUAUUUUCAGUUCCCUUCCUAAUGAUUGCAAGCAUGGAAUUGGGCUUUUUCACAGCUGCCACACAUUGUGUCAGCACUUUCAGUGAGUUGUCCACCAAGAUCCCUCUCCUGAUCAGUCACCGAUAGCUCAGGCCCCAUCAUUGUAUAUGUGAAAUUGGGGUGGGUUUUUUUUACCCCAAUAUGCAUCACUCUACACUUGCUUACAUUGAACCAUAUUUGCCAUUUUCUUGCCCACUCCCCCAGUCUGGAGAGAUCCUUUUGGAGUUCCUCACAAUCUGUUUUGGAUUCCACUAUCCUAAAUAGCUUACAAACUUGGCCAUUUCACUGCUCACCCCAACUUCUAGAUCAUUUAUGAACAAGUUAAAGAGCACUGGUCCCAGUACAGAUCCCUGGGGCAUCCCAAUUCUUACUACUACUAUGAAUAUUUACAUACCACUCUUCAACAAAAUUCUCAAAUUCUUGGUUUACAUAGAAAAUAAAUACAUAAAUAAGAUGGUCCCCAAAGGGCUCACAAUCUAAAAAAACAAACCACAAAGGUAGACACCAGUGACAGCAACUGGAGGAAUGCUGGGCUGGUGCUGGAUAGGGCCAGUUGCACUCCCCCUGUUAAAUAUAAGCGAAUCACCACUUUUAAAAUAUGUCACUUUGCUUAUUUAGCAGGGGUUCCUUGCUAACUGGCCUCCAUUUAGAGAACUAUCCCUUAAUCCCUACCCUCUGUUUCCUGUCCUUCAACCAGUUACCAAUCCACACAUGAAUCUGUCCCCUUAUCCCAUGACUGCUAAGUUUUCUCUAGAGUCUUUGAGGAACGGCAUUGAGUGAGAGCCACAUGUGAACACAAUGGGGCUUGUGCAGGUGAACAUCCUGGUGGAUUGUGCCCUUUUAAUUUCUGUCCAGGUGCUGGUAUGGUCUGCUCACCUUUUCAUAUGCCUAUGUACAAAAAUAAGAUGAUUGUACCAGGUUUACUAUGUAGUUGAAACUUUUUUCCAGCAAAAUAAUUUGUAAUGCUUGAUGAUUCAUGUGUACAUUUCUAAAGACAUUCCUUUCUUGACUGAAGGACUGGACCAACACAUAUAUUAAACAUUUCUUUACCAGUAA
This is a messenger RNA of Hemicordylus capensis (graceful crag lizard), 11648 nucleotides long. It is a transcript of the gene SNX30, whose product is annotated as sorting nexin family member 30. NCBI's taxonomy places the organism in Eukaryota, Metazoa, Chordata, Lepidosauria, Squamata, Cordylidae. Bases 304 to 1632 code for a protein of 442 amino acids. Gene Ontology annotation, cellular component: cytoplasm. The transcript is spliced from 9 exons. Gene Ontology annotation, molecular function: protein binding; phosphatidylinositol binding. The record is from RefSeq and is a predicted model, not a curated record.